Carya illinoinensis is the source of this 2376-nucleotide messenger RNA. RefSeq names its product actin-depolymerizing factor-like. Bases 1643 to 2041 code for a protein of 132 amino acids. Lineage: Eukaryota; Viridiplantae; Streptophyta; Magnoliopsida; Fagales; Juglandaceae. Gene Ontology annotation, cellular component: actin cytoskeleton; cytoplasm. Gene Ontology annotation, molecular function: actin filament binding. The transcript is spliced from 3 exons. The record is from RefSeq and is a predicted model, not a curated record. Gene Ontology annotation, biological process: actin filament depolymerization.
AACCAUCUUGCACCGAGAGAGAGAGGAGUGUUAGUGAUUACACUGAUUAGGCCAAGCAUUCUGAAGAGGAAGAGUACUCUAUCGAAGAAAAGCACAUUAAAGAGCAAUAGUGCUAACCCCAAGGCAGCACAUGUCAAAAAUACGUCAACCCAACCACAACAACCUAAUAGUAGAGAUUUCAAGGGCUUUUUCAUCAUUGGAGUCACUUUUUCACUGCAGUGAGUUUUGAAUUUUGAGCAAGAGAUAAGCUAGACGACCUGGUGGUAUUCAGGUUGCAAAGGUGUUGUUGUCACCAUCCAUAAGGACCAAGAAACUCAUAGUCACACUUGCAAAAAAAUAAAUGAAUAAAUAAAACGAGAAGAAAGUUAAACAAUGGCUCUGUUUCAAACGCAGAACAAUUUGGGAUCCUUUGGAGAGAGAAGGUCUCAUGGUUAAGAGAGCUAGCCGACAAAAUACAAGGCAAGCAAAACGACCAAAAAGGGUCUCAAAGGUACAUCUCCCGCUACACAACCAAUGAUAUUUUAAGCAAAACCUUCACAUUUUUUCACAUCUGGCAGAGAUAAUCAUGCAAUUUUAAAUCCACAGUCAUAGAGAUCCUGUCAUGCAAAGCAAAACAGACACACGUCAUAGGGAUACCAACGAUUCCAUCCAAAAUAAACCCUAACCCAUCAUAAAGCUCUGGGGUAAAAAUGUAAUGUAGCUAUCAAACACAAAUCACUAUUUAUAGACAAACAGACACUUUUAUAACAAAGGUAGAAAUAAAAUAUGCAAUUAAAUGGCCAUAUUGACAUAUUAUCGUAUCAUCAAUGCCUAAGUUAUCUAAUAUUAAUAUAACUCAGGAUGGCAGAUUAGGAUGGAAUUAAGCCGACUCACAUCACUAUUUUUUCUAGGACUUUCAUCAAAACCCCCAGAAUUUCCUUUCUAUCUCAGGAUUGUAUAUGAAGUCACAUGCAAGCAAGUGUUUAAUUAGAAAUAUCUGUCAUAUAUAUAGAGAGAGUUCACAUUCAUUUGGAAACCUAAUAAAAAAUAUGGUCAAAUUGUUGACUCUCUCUCUCUAUCUCUCUCUCUCUCUUAGGAUUUAUAAAAUAAUUUGGUAUAAAAUAUUAGAUGGUAAACCACCUCUUAUUAUAACAAAACCAAACUACAAUGGUUUCUGACCAAUCCUGAUUGGUUGUAACAGCACAACGUACAUGAUGGCUUGUGAGAAUGGAACUGAAUUGCGAAAUCCAAGGGAAACCAAGGAAAAACAAUGGUCAAAAUGCUAACAACUCUGCAAAAUCCAAAACAAAUUCCACAGCCUAAUCACAUAUCUUGACCAAAUUUGGGCAAAAAAGAGCUAAUAUUACAAGGUGGCAGCAAGAAAGUCUGUUGUGGAAUCAAUCAGCCCCAUUAAGAAAAGCUAGACAAAUCAUCAUAAGAUGCCAACUCUUUAGUUUCCUGAUCCACCACAAAAAAUCUCUCUCGUCCCCAGCCUCUCUUUUAUCUCCCCAGCCCCUGACAACAACCCAAUCUCUCGCUCCUCUCAACUCAAAACCAGACUUCUGAGAUCACUCUCUCUCUCUCUCUCUCUCUCUGUGUGCAGCUUUCCUCGUCUUAAUUAUUCCAAAGGGUUGAUCCAUCAUCGGAGGAUCAAUAACAUGGAAUGGCUAUACAUGAUGAAUGCAAGCUCAAAUUCUUGGAACUAAAAGCAAAGAGGAGCCAUAGAUUCAUCGUGUUUAAGAUAGAAGAGAAGAAACAACAGGUGAUAGUAGAGAAGGUUGGGCGUCCUGAUGAAACCUACGAUGAUUUCACUGCCUCCAUGCCUCCUAAUGAGUGCCGUUAUGCCGUCUUUGAUUUUGAUUUCAUUACCAUCGAUAAUUGCCAGAAAAGCAAGAUUUUCUUCAUUGCAUGGUCACCUGAUACAUCCAAGGUGAGGAGUAAGAUGCUUUAUGCAAGCUCAAAGGAUAGAUUCAGGAGAGAACUAGACGGAGUUCAAGUAGAGUUGCAAGCAACAGAUCCAAGCGAGAUGAGCUUUGACAUAAUUAAGGCGCGAGCUCUCUAAAUUCUAAAGAAAUCACUGUUAUCUCGCAAGCAAGCUUCGGCCUUUGUAGGCCUAUUGUUGAUUGAUUUAGAGAGAGAUGUAUACUUCUCUUCUUAUUUUCUUUCUUUUUCCUCUCCAUCUUUCUAUUGACUAAAGCUUUGGCCUUUCUUUUAUUUGUUGAUUGAUUCAUGUUACAUUCUUUUGUUGAAGCUUGUCAAAUGUAGGGAUUUCUUGGAUGUAUAGAAUCAUCAUGAGAGUUUCCUUUCUAUUCUUUUUUUCUCCUUUUGGCAAAAUCUUGUUCACAAUGGAUUAGAGGACGAAAUAAAGUGUGAAGAAAGAUGACAGUUAAAGCUGAA